This is a messenger RNA of Polyodon spathula (Mississippi paddlefish), 4750 nucleotides long. Its product is annotated as ribosomal protein S6 kinase-like 1. The coding region runs from base 337 to 2883 and encodes 848 amino acids. Gene Ontology annotation, biological process: protein phosphorylation. NCBI's taxonomy places the organism in Eukaryota, Metazoa, Chordata, Actinopteri, Acipenseriformes, Polyodontidae. The transcript is spliced from 11 exons. The record is from RefSeq and is a predicted model, not a curated record. Gene Ontology annotation, molecular function: ATP binding; protein kinase activity.
CUUGCUGCUGGUACGCAAACACUGAACGAGAGCAGGUGCAGUUCUCAUAGAGAAGGCGUGCGCUGGAAUAAUUGCGUUUCCACUGCAGGUUCUGUAGUCUUGUCCUGAAACUUGUCAAGAGGUCUUUCAUUUCAGCUCAGAGAGAAUGACAAGCUGGGGACUUGACAAGCCUCCCAUCCAACUCCUCAUUGGAUCAGUAUUGUAAGCAAAUAAAUGAAACUCGAUUAUUUUGGUACUUGCAAAUCAAGAGUUUCAUUUGCCAGUCCGUGUUGUCCCUGAGAGAAGGUGUGACAAUGUGGAGGCAGCUGGGACCAGUACCAUGACCCUGCCCACACCAUGCACCAGGCGUUGGGGGAGCCGCAGGACGCAGAUCCCCGCGGCAGGGCUCUGUACCAGGCCAGAUUAUACCUGGAGCAGAUCAGGAGCCGAGUCUCCGCAAGCAGGCAGGACGUCAAGCCGGCCAUGGCCAAGCGGGAUUACCUGGUGGAUGCUGCCAAACAGAUCCGCAUGGCGCUGGACCGGGAGAUCAGUGAAGACUACGAGGCUGCAUUUAACUACUACAAGAACGGGGUUGACCUCUUGUUAAAGGGGGUGCAAGGUACAGCGUUGCAACGGCUUUCUGGGGUUGACCCAAACAAGGAGCGCAGGGAAGCAGUGAAACGGAAGACCACCCAGUACCUGAAACGAGCCGAGGAAAUCUUCAACUCGCACCUGCAGGGGAGUCUGGGCAACGCAGACUCCAAAUCCAGGAGUCAGGGAUUCAGUAGCCUGAGGUUUCGAGCAAUCCGAACCCUCAGCUCACCCGUGGAAGACCUGAAGAUGUACAAGGUCACCGGGGUCAUUGACAAGGUAACUCAUGAAAAGCCACAAUACCGUGAACCGAAACCAAGCUGCUCGAUUAAACAAAAGGUGCUCAUGGUCCAGAACCCAACCACAAAGGAGGUGUUUGUUGUCAAAAUCCUCCCCAAGUCUAGCUGGAAAAGCCGUGAGAACCAGACCAUAAUUCCCCAGGGCGUGCCGUUUAUGGUGCGGCUUCUGAGAUACUCCAUCAGUGAGGAUUCAGUCUUCCUUCACCUGGAACAUAUACAAGGUGUGAGACUCUUUUCUCAAAUUCACAAAGCCAGUGCUGAGAGGGUGAAAGAGUACCCUGAGUGCUGCAGUCCCUCUCACAGAAAGAUUAAGCUGAAGAACAGCUACACUGCACCAACGCUGAGGUUUGAUUUUGAGGAAAGCAGCAGAUUAACACCAAACAAAAUGACCGGAAUUACAGAGGACUUGGUGCACUAUUCUGACACAGAACCCCAGACAGAAGGCCAGUCGGAGGGCUUCAACGCUGGAGAUGCUGGGUGUCUGCUCUGCAGCAAGCAUAAUGAAAUGAGUGAGCACUCGCAACACUGUCUUUGCUCGGAAUGCUAUACUGGAAUGGUAAUGAAGACUGAUUUUAUACCAGCAAACAGCAGAGUACAAUUCCAUAGGAACCAGAGCAACCUGUUAGAAUCUCAGGAAUAUAUUGCCCACCAACCAGAUGUGAACACCAGAGACAAACCUAAUGGGGCACUGAAAGUUGCUUCCAUCAAUCUGAUAAGCACUGAAUCUUGUAUUGAAUUUAAUAAAUACAAGACUGUAAAUACUAACCCUUUGGCAAAUGAAGUACCUCAGACAACUGCAACAUCAGUACAAAGCUUCAAUUCUGAGAUGGCCUGUGAAAGCCAGUUGGUGUGUGAGACUGUGACACUGAAACUGGAGGAGGAUUUCUCUGACCCCCCAGUGCAAACUUGGAUGGAAAGUGGCCGCGGUGCGUUGGCCACUGAAGGCACUUCCAAAGUCUCUAGUACAGCCAGGAGGCCUGGUGCAGUAACUGGCCAGUACCUCACAGUGCAGGAUGAGGAGGGGGGAGAGAACUUGAGUAACACUGCUGCCAACCAACAGGAAAGGACAGAAGGGCGUACUGAAUGCUUGGCACCCAUCAGAGUAGAUUCUUCUAAUGUGGAUUCAGCAAACAUAAUGAUAGGUGCGUCCUCAGGGAACAGGCAGGGCCUGAUGAAGUUACCCAUUCACAAUGCUGUUUACCAGGUCUGGACAGACCAGGACCCAGCAAUCCCCAGUGUAAAGGACCCCCAGGUGACCUCGACCAAGGUCAAGGGCCAGGAAGAGGAAGAGGACUGGGAACUGUUAAGUCCUCUGAACAGAGAGAGCGGGGCCUUCCCAGUGACCGGGCAGGUAGAGGUGCUGCCGUGUGUCUUGAGAGGAGCUGGAUCCAAAGCCUCUGAGCUUCUUAAGAAUGGAUAUUGUAGCAACAGCCUGUCUCCUGCAUCCGAUUUGCACAUUGAAGUGGACGGUUGGUGUCUGCUGCCCAAUUUCCUCUCCAGGCAGACCUCUGAAAAGCCCAAGCAAGGCCCCAGGGGCCUCUCUGAAGACCAGGCCCGGCUGUGGGUGGCCCAGAUUCUGUUGGCUUUGGAAAGCCUUCAUGAGCAGGGGAUUGUGUGCAGGGACCUGAAUCCCAAGAACUUGCUGCUGGAUAGCUGUGGACGAGUUCGCUUAACAUACUUUGGCCAGUGGGUUGAAGUUCAGUCCCAGACCAGCAGCAAAGCAAUGGAAGACAUGUACUGUGCACCAGAAGUGGGUGGUGUUUGUGAAGUCACGGAAGCUUGUGAUUGGUGGAGCUUGGGUGCUUUGUUGUAUGAGCUCCUUACUGGAAUGUCCUUGAAGCAGUGCCACCCCUCUGGCAUCCUCCCUCACACCCAACUCCACCUCCCAGACUACCUGAGCACCGCAGCAGCCUCCCUGCUGACCGAGGUGAGGCAAGGGCCAUCGCUGGCUUCAUCUGUUAGCUCCUGCAGUUCGAUGCUGGAUACCGGCUGGGCUCUGGAGGAGGGGGUGUGAGUGACAUCAAGGGCCAUCCGUUUUUCAGCACUGUCCCCUGGCAGAAGCUGAGUGGGUAACCCUCAGCGAGAGAGCACCCACAGGACCCAACACAUUUGCACUGAUGAAGGAACACAGAGCCUAAUAGACCUCUAGAAUCCCUGAACUGGCAGCUGGAAAUGAAAUAUAAAAUGUAGCCAGGUAUCUGAGCACCGUGUGCAUGGUUAAUAGAAUGAGAAAUGCAAAUGGCGGCAUACAAGAAUGUUUUAGAAAUGGAAUCCAACCAAUUUUGGGAACGGGGAACAACAGUAUGGUAUUGCGUACUGCGUGCAAUGGGGUGAGGUCAAACACCAAAACACUACCAUGGAUAUUCGACUAUGCUACAGGCAUUCUAAUUCACUGACUUCCCUCAAAAAUGAGGAUCACUCCCUUCUGUUCAAAAAGAUUUAUCCUCUGCUUAGCAGUCCCAGAAAGGGUAAAAAACGGGAUGCUACCUGCUGAGGCAUCACACUCCACUGUUGUGUUUAUUUUACCCUUCUACAUCAACCAGCAACACCAACUUUCAAUACCUUGUGAUCACCCAAUCUAGGAAUUGUUACUCCAAGAAGACUCUUUUUUUGUCAGGGAUAGCUCAGAUCAUUUAAUUAUAUUACAACCUCACAAUAUGAAGUAACGUCAAAGUGUCAAAAAGACUGGUUUUAAAUCUGUUUUUUAUCUUUUAUCCAGAGCCUCCAUUGUUAUUUAAACUGAUCUCCCAGUCUUGUUUGGGAUGAUGCUAUAUUGUAAAGAGCUGGUAAAAUGGAGGCAGCUUUCUCUUUUCUAAGCAUGCAAAGGGGAGGGGCUUGAGAACCCUUCCUGGGUAGAAUGGUGCGCAGUUGUUUUUGUUUUACAAGCAUCUAACGUAUAAACUGACAAACCUUACAAUAACAAUUGAUAACACACUGUAUCACCAAGAUGAAAUUAAAGGAAUGAAAUAGCAAUUACAUGUAUGUUUCUGUUAUUGAAAAGUCUACAGAUCAGAAAGUAGAACUUCAAAGGCAAUGGAAGCCCUGCACUUGGAUUUUAGUACUUUUUUUGUUGUUGCCUAAAAUAUUCUGUAUAGUUCAAAAUAACCUUGUCAGAUAUUAUUAAAGUGUUGUUCCAUACCUGCUAGGAUAAUCAUAUUUAAAAUGUAGACAAACUUUUGCCACCCAGCGUAUUGUGAAAAUGUUUUGUUGGACAGGCAAUUUUGCUCUAUGCGGAGUCCACUUUAGCGGGUGAGAGUGGGGGAAGUAGAUGUAAUGUAGAGUACACUUAGCAACUAAGAGUCUUUGUUCAGCAAAUGUAUUGUGUACACACUGCAGGUCAUUUAGAGAUGUCGGUAGAAAGCGUUGGUGUUUGUCGUCUGUCAAGGCACGCGCGACUCGCUUGCUGGUUUAUGUAACUGUGUGAUGUAAUAACUGUUCACUUUUAUUAGUCAUUCAAUGGCUGUGUAUUUUUAUAAAUGAUUUGUUUUGUGUUUAACGCUAGACACUGAAAAAUGCACAGAAGGACAGAGGCAUGCAUCUAUGAAGUUGGGUUUUAAAAAUACACUGGAAGAGUUUCAGUAAGGUUUUAGUCCCCUUGCCUCCAAAAUGAAGUAAAAGAUGCAGACCAAGUAAGGAUGCUCAGAAACGUAAUUGUAGAAUUUGGCCAAUAUAGAGAUACGUGACCAGAAGUGUGCUUCUUUAAAUCAGGUGGCACUAGACUCCUUCCAAACUCAUAUCUCUACACAUAAUACAAUGUUUUACUCCUUAUGCUACAAAAUGAUAUCGUGAAAGUCUACAGAAAACCGUAACAGUAAUACAGUAUUUCAUGUUAGAUUUUGAAAUAUCACAUUUUUCAAUUUGCCAGUUUUUCGUUAAGUACA